Molecule: messenger RNA, 1671 nt
Organism: Aspergillus clavatus NRRL 1
Lineage: Eukaryota; Fungi; Ascomycota; Eurotiomycetes; Eurotiales; Aspergillaceae
Exons: 5
Coding region: 1-1671 (556 amino acids)
Source: RefSeq, a predicted model, not a curated record
AUGUCUGAGGUUCAGAAGACUGUUGAGGAGAUCCCCGCGGCCGUUCCUGCUGUGGCUCCUGUCGCCGAAGCUCCUGUCGCAACUGAGGCUCCUGCCACCGAGGCCCCCGUUGUUGCUGAGGCCCCCAAGGAAACUCCCGUUGAGAGCACCGAGGCCGCUCCCGCUGUGACGGAGGCCACCACUGAGGCUGCCACCGAACAGCCCAAGGAAGAGGCCAAGGAAGAGACCAAAGAGGAAAUCGCUCCCGCCACCGAGGGUGUGCUCGGACACAAGGGCCACGGCCUGGUCAAGGGUCUCCGUUUCUCCAAGCGUUUCUUCUACUUCAGCGAUGAGGCCGUUGAGGCCAAGCAACUGUCCGUCUUCCAGCAGAAUGAGAAGCCUGCUGUUGCUCACCCCAUUGUCGCCUGGGCUACUCAAACCGGCAAGGGCCUUCUGUUCCUGACCAAGCGCGCCGAGGACAAGGCUACCCCCGCCGGCAUCUUCAACCUGGCUGAGGUCUCCGACAUCACUAAGGAGGGCUCUAACGAGUUCCACUUCAAGGUCAACGGCCAGAAGCACACCUUCCAGGCCGCAAACGCUGCCGAGCGUGACAGCUGGAUCGUCGCCCUUGAGGCCAAGGCUGCCGAGGCCAAGGUUGAGAAGGAUGUCAUCACCGCCAGCGAGGGAUACAAGGCCGAGCUCGAGAAGCUGACCAAGCCUGUCGUCCCCGAGGUCGCGAAGAAGCCCGUUGAGGCCAAGGAGGAGCCCAAGAAGGAGGAGGUUGCCGCCGUCGAGGAGCCCAAGGAGACUAAGGAAGUCAAGGACAAGGCCCAUGCCAAGAGCCGCUCUCAGUCCCGCAAGCGGGCCAGCAUUUUCGGUUCUCUGCUCGGCAAGAAGGAAGAGACCGAGGAGAAGAAGGAGGAGGAGAAGGUUGAGGAGGCCAAGCCCGCUGAGGCCGUUGCCGAGCCUACCCCCGAGGCUGCCGUUGAGGCGCCUGUCGCUACUGAGGUUGUGGAGGCUGCUGCUCCUGUUGAGGCCGCCGGUACGAAGGAGGAGACUGAGCAGAAGAAGGAAGAGAAGGAGGAGAAGAAGGCCGAGAGUCCUGCCCCCAGGUCCAAGCGCUCCUCUCUGUUCGGUAACUUCUUCCAGAAGGUGACCAGCCCUUCCCAUGAGAAGUCCGAGAAGGAGGUUGUGGCUGCCCCUGUUGAGACCGCCGCCGUUUCCAGCACUGCUCCUCAGCUGGACAACCCCGUCGAGGAGGCUGCCGUCAAGCCUAUUGAGCCUGAAGCCGUGACCGCUGCCGCCGAUGUCGAAGCCCCCAAGGACACCGCUGCUGCUGCUCAGCCCGCCGUUGUUGAGACUCCCUCUGCCGUCAAGGACAAGCGUCGCACCUCGUUCUUCGGCAACUUCGGUAAGAAGAAGGGUGACUCGGACAACGAGGAUGUUGAGGCCAAGCACAAGGGCAACAAGCUCGGUGGUCUGUUCCGUAAGCCCAGCAAGGCUGUGAAGCUUGAUAACAAGGAGGCCCCUGCCACCAAGGAUACCGAGGAAAAGACCGAGGCUGCUACCCAGGAGGUUCCCGCCGAGGCUCCCGUCGAGGAGACCCCCAAGCCCGCCGGGGCUCCUGCUACCGAGGAGGCCAAGCCCGUGACUGUUACCUCCACCUCGACUCCCGUCCAGGCUGCUGCAUGA